CUCGUCCCUGGCUCGGUCGAUGUGAUCGUGACGUGUAUUACCGAGGAGUUCCUCAAAUUGUAAAGCUAGGUGGCUAAUAUGAAGUUAGCCAGAUUUGUUGCCGAUGAUAUUAAGUGAUUGACGGAAGACUAAUCGAAGCGAAAACAGCGUUGGAUCGGUAUUUUGGAAGCCAUAAUGCCUCUCACGGUCGGCGGAGGAGAGCGACGGGCUGAGCGUGUGCGCGUCUUGUUUCUGCUCGCCGCCGUGUUGUUGUUGUCGGUCGGAGUUGCUGCUGUUCCAGAGGAGAACAACCCGGUACAAGAGCAACCACAACAAGAGAAAGCCUCAAGUCCGCAUCCCAUCGGCCCAGUAGUGUCUGAGGAUGACUCCAGCAAAGGAAACCUGGGUUUCAUCCACGCGUUCGUGGCCUCCAUCUCUGUCAUCAUCGUCUCUGAGUUGGGAGACAAGACAUUUUUCAUUGCAGCCAUCAUGGCGAUGCGUUAUAACCGUCUCACCGUGCUGGCAGGCGCCAUGCUGGCCCUGGGUCUCAUGACCUGCCUCUCUGUGCUGUUCGGCUAUGCCACCACCAUCAUCCCCAGAAUCUACACGUACUACGUGUCCACCGCUCUCUUCGCCAUCUUCGGUGUCCGCAUGCUGAGAGAGGGGCUGAGGAUGAGUCCGGAUGAAGGCCAGGAGGAGCUGGAGGAGGUCCAGGCAGAGAUCAAGAAGAAGGAUGAAGAGCUCCAGCGGUCCAAGCUGGUUAACGGGACUCCAGAUGUGGAGGCGGGAUCAGGGACAACCAUUCCUCAGGGAAAGUGGCACAGCUUCAUUUCACCCAUCUUCAUCCAGGCCCUCACCCUCACCUUCCUGGCAGAGUGGGGCGACCGCUCGCAGCUCACCACCAUCAUUCUAGCUGCCCGGGAGGAUCCUUUUGGAGUUGCAGUGGGUGGUACACUUGGACACUGUAUGUGUACAGGACUGGCUGUGAUCGGAGGGAGAAUGAUCGCCCAAAAAAUAUCUGUCAGGACAGUUACAAUCAUCGGAGGGAUUGUUUUUCUGGCGUUCGCCUUCUCUGCCCUGUUCAUCAAGCCAGACGCUGGAGUUUAACCGCACGAAAGACUUUCAGGUUUCUCUGUACAUACUUGUAAAAUUUGGUUAAGUUGCUGUAGAGAGACUGUAGUUUUGACUCUGUGUGUGUCCAGCAGACAGUGUUGACGGGCUGAACGGAGAGCCAAAGUCCCGUCCGACUCUCCGAGCUAGCCUUUGACCCACCGCAGUCUGUAACUCAGUGGGUUCUCCUCUUUGAAGGUCAAGCACUUCAACAUUAUUUUGUUACCAUUAGAUAAACGUUUGUCAGUGUUUUAUCAAGAACAUAAGUUAGAGAAAUAUUGAACUUCAGAACAGAAAGCUCUUGGAGCUUGAAAGCCUCAAUCAGGAGAAAUCAUUGAGUUACAGGGCUAGCUCGGAGCGGAGGAGCAGGACUGUAGCUCUCCAUAAGAGCUGGAUUCUCAUCACGACGUGUGUGAGAGAAAGAAACAGGAUUGUUACUGAUAGCUGCUCUCGGACCCAUCUGUAAAAGGCUCUGUGGCUCCGAAACAGAGCCCGACAUGCAGUACUUCCCUCAGUCAGACACUUGAGUCCAUAUAAAAAACCUUUACUUUUUUCUUGUUUUUAAAUGUUGAAUGUUUUUCUGUUAAUUUGACAUGAGCCCAGAUGCUGUCAGGUGGCUGUUGACAGAUUUGUAACUGUGGCCGAGCCGCCAGCUUGCUCUCACUGUGCAACAGUUGGCUGGUGUGGCGUGUUUGUUUAUUCCAUCUUCCUCUCUGGGUGACAUUUUCUGCCACAAUGCAUUAAAAUCACAUAAUAAAUGGGCCUACUUUAUGUAAAAUUUAAAUUUUCAGUGAAAAACAGAACCAGCAGCACAUAAUUAAAGGAAUACUUCACCCCCCAAAUGAUCGUUUGUAUUUCAGUUAUUUACCUUGUGUGAAGUUGAAUUUGUAAAGAAAACUUUUGUCUCGCAUGUCUACGCUGUAAACAAAGAAUCCCCAAAUUCUUGAUGAAUUAAAGUCAUAGGGGCCACAUUUAACAACAGUUAAACAACACAAACUCUCACACAACUCGUGCAGUAUAGUCCAAGUCUCGUUUAUGCAGUCGUUUGCUCAGUGCUCUCUAUCUAUGCUCUCUUCAAAGCCUAAAAAACGCCUUUUUUACCUCACUGAACACAGGAGCUGCUGGUAUAACACCGCCUUUAUUUGUAGUUUCUGUUUUUGUGACUUUGAAGUAACCAUUUAAAACACCAAAGUCACACAAAAACACAACCGAUCGAGGCAGCGGUAGACCAGCAGCUCCCGUGUUCAGUGAGGUAAAAUUAUUGAUUUUUGUCAAUGGAGUCUGGUUCUAAGAAAGGCCAGAUCAGUCUUUCCACUCUGUUUUAAAUCAACGUUUUGGCAAAAAUGCAUGUGUUUGGGAAGUAUUGACCAUAAAACUGGUUAAAUGAGACUUGGAUAAUAACACGAGUUGUGCGAGUUUAAAUGGCUGUUUUGAUAUAGUUUAGCUGUUGUUAAAUAUGUACCCAUAAGACUUAAAUUAAUCAAGAGUUUUCUCAUUUUUUCUCAUUCUUUGUCCAUUAUUAAGGCAUGCAAGAAAAACAGAUUGCUGCACAAAUUUGCUGUAACACUGGGUGAAAAUAUAAUAUGUAAAAGAUCUUUUCAGGUGUGAUGUAUUCCUUUAAAAUAACAUAAGAAGCAGGUUGAAUUUUGCUUUUCUCAGUGGGAGGAAAAACACUAAAAUUAAAACCAACAGCACAUAAUUGAAACUUUGAGUCACAGAGGUCACUGAAAUAUUCCCCUCAGUCUCUUUGACAUAGGAGCGGUAUUUUAAAGAGACAGACCUGAACUACUAGAGUAGCUCUGCAUCCACGUCACCAUACAGAUGUUUGAGGUACUUUAAAAAGAUCACAUAUUGGAGAUAUUGAUCGGGGUAUUCUAUAUUUCCUGCUUCCAGUUUCAGGUGCCGACAGUGAACAAAAUCUGGAUCAGGUUGAAGGCCAGUCAUAAUCACAAAUUCUCCCACUCUUCCUCAGAGAUUACAGCCAUUAUGUACCAACCAGUAUGAACCUCACUGCCUCUAUUGUUACCGCCAUGAAUCACAAAAUCAACGAUUACUUUGGGUACAGAAGCAAUAAGUCACCACUGUGUAAUUUAUCCUGCUAAAAACUUCCAGUAUGAGUCACUCCUUUUCGCCAUAAGCAGCUGUGUUGUAGCGACACCCGAACACGGCGAUGUAAUUCAAGCCUACGUUUCACCUUUGUAUUUAAAGUGGUUUCUAUUUAUUUCGUUGUCUUUCCUUUUUAAGCACAUGUACUGUAGGAACAGAGCAGGUGGGGGGAGGUCACUAUAAACAAGGAAUGGAAAUAUUUUUUUAAAGUGAACAGGCUAAAAGCUGCGUUGUCAAUAUUUGACAGGCCGUGCCCAGCUGUGAAAUACUUCUGUUUGUGAUACAUGGUUGGUUGAAUUACCUAUAAAUCCAAAAUGCUCAAUAAAAAUGUUUCUUGUGUUGACUGA
Messenger RNA from Plectropomus leopardus (leopard coralgrouper), 3542 nucleotides. RefSeq names its product transmembrane protein 165 (gene tmem165). Lineage: Eukaryota; Metazoa; Chordata; Actinopteri; Perciformes; Serranidae. The record is from RefSeq and is a predicted model, not a curated record. Gene Ontology annotation, cellular component: Golgi apparatus. Gene Ontology annotation, molecular function: calcium ion transmembrane transporter activity; manganese ion transmembrane transporter activity. Gene Ontology annotation, biological process: calcium ion transmembrane transport; manganese ion transmembrane transport; Golgi calcium ion homeostasis.